AUGUCUCAGAACAGCAACGAAAGCGUUGAGCGUGCCCCUGCCCAACGCCUCAUGUUUGGAGCCAUGCCCGCCAGCCGCGACCUGCGUAUCGUCGGUAACGGCGUGGAGAUGGACCACAGCCUCCGAGCUCGCAACGUAGGCUUAGAUGUCACCCCCCGCGCUGUCGCCGUGGCCCAGCCUGAUUCGCAUCGCUCCCAAUAUCCUCAUCGUGAAGAAGUCAAGCAACUCCGUGGGCAUACUGGCCUGGAUCCGGCUGCUCAGCAGUUUUUUCCUCGUCCUGUUCAGACUCCUCACGCCGGCACUCCUCUCAAUGGUCGUCGUGACCUCGAUCACAACGCUGCACCUUCUCAACAUGUCAUCAACGGUGGCUACCGAGGCACUGACCCUCGUCGUAUGCCUCGUCCAUACCCGGCUCACGCUCUCUCAACCUCGGCCGAGACCAUUCAAGACCGUAUCGAUCGACUCCUUGGCGUUGAAGCCACUCGCGACCAUACUACCCCUAUGCCACCUACUCUCAAAGGCAACAUGCGCGGUCCUAGGUACGGGGACCUCGUCUCUCACUCGCUCAACCACUCCCCACCUCUCUCAGCCGUGCAUAAGGCUGCACAGGAGCAGGAGAAGAGGGUCAGGAAGAGUGAGAAGAGACGAGAGAAGCGGAUGAAGAGAAGGGAGAAGAGGGGGAAGGAGAAACAGGAUGAUGAGGUCGAGCAGGAGAACGAAGGCAAGGGUGAUGAGGUCAAGGGAGGAUGA
This is a messenger RNA of Aureobasidium subglaciale EXF-2481, 750 nucleotides long. RefSeq lists its product as uncharacterized. Lineage: Eukaryota; Fungi; Ascomycota; Dothideomycetes; Dothideales; Saccotheciaceae. The transcript has 3 exons. The record is from RefSeq and is a predicted model, not a curated record. The coding region runs from base 1 to 750 and encodes 249 amino acids.